AUGGGCUUACAUUUCAAGUGGCCAUUAGGGGCCCCUAUGCUGGCAGCAAUAUAUGCAAUGAGUAUGGUUUUAAAAAUGCUGCCUGCCCUGGGUAUGGCGUGUCCACCCAAAUGCCGCUGCGAGAAGCUGCUCUUCUACUGCGACUCUCAGGGCUUCCGCUCAGUGCCAAACGCCACAGACAAGGGCUCUCUGGGCCUGUCCCUGAGGCACAAUCACAUCACAGAGCUCGAAAGGGAUCAAUUUGCCAGCUUCAGUCAACUUACCUGGCUCCACUUAGACCACAAUCAAAUUUCAACAGUAAAAGAAGAUGCUUUUCAAGGACUAUAUAAACUUAAGGAAUUAAUCUUAAGUUCCAACAAAAUAUUUUAUUUACCAAACACAACUUUUACUCAACUGAUUAACCUGCAAAAUUUGGACCUGUCUUUUAAUCAGCUGUCAUCUCUGCACCCAGAGCUCUUCUAUGGCCUUCGGAAACUGCAGACCUUGCAUUUACGGUCCAACUCCCUGCGGACUAUCCCAGUACGCCUAUUCUGGGACUGUCGUAGUCUGGAGUUUCUGGAUUUGAGCACAAACCGUUUGCGAAGUUUGGCUCGCAAUGGAUUUGCAGGAUUAAUCAAACUGAGAGAGCUUCACCUAGAGCACAACCAGCUGACGAAGAUUAAUUUUGCUCAUUUCCUACGGCUAAGCAGUCUGCACACACUCUUCUUACAAUGGAACAAAAUUAGCAACUUGACAUGUGGGAUGGAGUGGACCUGGGGCACUUUAGAAAAGCUAGACCUGACUGGAAAUGAAAUCAAAGCCAUCGACCUGACAGUGUUUGACACGAUGCCUAAUCUUAAAAUUCUCCUCAUGGAUAACAACAAGUUAAAUAGCCUUGAUUCCAAGAUCUUAAACUCCCUGAGAUCCCUCACAACUGUUGGCCUCUCUGGCAAUCUGUGGGAAUGCAGCCCUCGAAUAUGUGCUUUGGCCUCCUGGCUGGGCAGUUUCCAAGGUCGGUGGGAACAUUCCAUCCUAUGUCACAGUCCUGACCACACCCAAGGAGAGGAUAUACUAGAUGCAGUCCAUGGAUUUCAGCUCUGCUGGAAUUUAUCAACCACUGUCACUGCCAUGGCUACAACUUAUAGGGAUCCAACCACUGAAUAUACAAAAAGAAUAAGCUCAUCAAGUUACCAUGUGGGAGACAAAGAAAUCCCAACUACUGCAGGCAUAGCAGUUACUACUGAGGAACACUUUCCCGAACCAGACAAUGCCAUCUUCACUCAGCGGGUAAUUACAGGAACAAUGGCUUUAUUGUUUUCUUUCUUUUUUAUUAUUUUUAUAGUGUUCAUCUCCAGGAAGUGCUGCCCUCCCACUUUAAGAAGAAUUAGGCAGUGCUCAAUGAUUCAGAACCACAGGCAGCUCCGAUCCCAAACACGACUCCAUAUGUCAAACAUGUCAGACCAAGGACCGUAUAAUGAAUAUGAACCCACCCAUGAAGGACCCUUCAUCAUCAUUAAUGGUUAUGGACAGUGCAAGUGUCAGCAGCUGCCAUACAAAGAAUGUGAAGUAUAAUAUCUACCCGUCAUCAAAAAUUACAUCAGAUAAGUAACCUAUUUUACAUAGUAGGGGAUAAAUACAUACCUAAUUUUUACCAAUGGUGACAUUAAGCCUAAUUUUCCAAACCAAGUGGAGACUUAAGUUUUUGAAGUGUUGAAGUAUUUUUAAUUUUUUUUAAUGAACCCAUAUUUUAAGUGUUAUAUGAAGCAAAGCUCAUAUUAAUUUGCACUCUUGUUGCAAAGUCUAAAAAUGCUUAUUUCAAAAUAAGACAUUUCAUGUAUGUAAUUAUUAUAUACUAUCAUGUGUAAACAUUUACACUAAGGUCUCCAUAUGCUAUUUUUUUCUACUGAAAACAGUUUGGAAAGAAGCUACUGAGCAGAAAAAGAUAUGGAUCAAUACUUGUUAGAUCACUGCUCUCCAUCCCAAGAACCACAACUGGCUUGCUGCUUAAAAGGAGGCUUAGCAAAGUUUUCGUCUAUGACAAUUUGGUAUUUACUCAAAUCUACAAUUUAUUGCCAGUGUGGGAAGUAGAAUUUCAUGUAUGCUGAAGACUGGUAAAUAUUUAACACUCUUCUUCCAGAGUUUUUGCCUGGGUUAGUAGAUACUAUCAAAGUCCACAUUAUGAAAUCAGAACCCUUUAUGUAAUUCUA
Molecule: messenger RNA, 2186 nt
Organism: Panthera uncia (snow leopard)
Lineage: Eukaryota; Metazoa; Chordata; Mammalia; Carnivora; Felidae
Gene: LRRTM2
Product: leucine rich repeat transmembrane neuronal 2
Exons: 2
Coding region: 1-1551 (516 amino acids)
Molecular function (GO): protein binding
Source: RefSeq, a predicted model, not a curated record